AUGAACACACUACUGGCAUCGUCGGGCACGCCCAACUCUUCUUCGCCUCACCCGUGUGGACAACAUUCACGGGUUGUCAUUUGUGAUUAUGUUUUGAUACAUAGAGAACCGCCCGCCCCGGGGACCUCGGCAGGCCCACUGGCCGCCCGCCCAGGGACUCGCGGGGUCGGGCAGGCCCGCCAGCCCGCCCGCCCCGGGGACCUGCGCGGGCCACAGGCCCCCGCCCGCAGAGGGGACCUCGGCGGGCCCUAUGGACCCGCCCGCCCGCCCCGGGGACCUCGGCGGACCCACAGGCCCGCCCGCCCCGGGGACCUCGGCGGGCCCUAUGGCCCGCCCGCCCCGGGGACCUCGGCGGGCCCUGUGGCCCGCCCGCCACGGGGACACUCGGGCGGGCCCACUGGCCCGCCCGCCCGGGGACCUCGGCGGGCCCACUGGCCCGCCCGCCACAGGGACCUCGGCGGGCCCACAAGGCCCCCGCCCGCCCCGGGGACCCUCGGCGGCCCACAGGCCCGCCCGCCCCGGGACCUCGGCAGGCCCACUGGCCCGCCCGCCACAGGGACCUCGGCAGGGCCCCACUGGCCCGCCCGCCCCGUGGGACCUCGGCGGGCCAAAACAGGCGCCCGCCCCGGGGACCUCGGCCCAGGCCCACUGGCCCGCCCGCAGCCCUCGGCGGGCCCACAGGCCCGCCCCGGGCCGAGGGACCUCCGCCCAGGGCCACAGGGACCUCCGGCCCGGGCCCCGGGGACCUUCAGGCCCCACCUGGUGGGCGGCCCGCCCGCCCCGGGGAACCCUACGGGACCUCGGCGGGCCCACAGGCCCGCCACCCCGCCCCCCCGGGGAACCUCGGCAGGGCCCACAGGGCCCCGGCCCGUCCCCGGGGACCUGGCGCCACAGGCCCGACCCCGACCCUCGGACGGGCCCACAGGCCCGCCCGACCCCGGGGACCUCGGCUGGGCCCAUGGCAAGGCCCGACCCGACCUCGGAUGGGGCCCACUGGCCCCGCGGGGGGACCUCGGCGGGCCCUGUGGCCCGCCCGCCCCGGGGACCCGGCAGGCCCUGUGGUCCGCCCGCCGGGGACCUGGCGGACCCUGCUGGAGCCCGCCCCGGGGACCUCGGCGGGCCCACUGGCCCGCCCGCCCCGGGGACCUCGGCGGGCCCACAGGCCCGCCCGCCCCGGGGGGACCUCGGCGGGCCCACAGGCCCGACCCCGGGGACCUCGGAGGGCCCACUGGCCCGCCCGACCCCGGGGACCUCGGCUGGCCCACUGGCCCGCCCGACCCCGGGGACCUCGGCUGGCCCCACUGGCCCGCCCGCCCCCCCCGGGACCUCGCGGGCCCUGUGGCCCGCCCGCCGGGGACCUCGGCGGGCCCUGUGGUCCGCCCGCCCCGGGGACCUCGGCGGACCCUGCCUGGCCCGCCUGCCCCGGGGACCUCGGCGGGACCCUGUGGCCCGCCCGCCCCGGGGACCUCGGCGGGCCCACUGGCCCGCCCGCCCCGGGUACCUGGCGGCGGCCCCUUUGGCCCGCCACGCCCCGGGGACCUCGGCGGGCCCACUGGCCCGACCCUGCCCCGACCGGGACGCUCGGCGGGCCCACUGUGGCCCGCCCAGCCCGGGGACCCUCGGGGCCACCGGGUCGCUGCCCACUGGCCCACCCGCCCCCCCCCCCCCCGCCCCGGGGACCCUCGGCGGGCCCUAUGGCCCGCCCGCCCUCCGGCCCCGGGGACCUCGGCGGGCCCCCACUGGCCCGCCCUCCCGGAGGGGACCGCGGCGGGCCCCACUGGCCCGCCCCCCAGCCCGGGGACCUCGGCGGGCCCACUGGCCCUUCCCGCGGGCCUGGGGACCAUCGGCGGGCCACAGGCCCGCCACCCGCCCCGGGGACCUUGGCGGGCCCACAGGCCCGCCCGCCCGGGGGACCUCGGCGGGCACUGGCCCUGCCCAAGCCCGCCCCUGGGGACCUCGGCGGGCCCACUGGCCCGCCCGCCCCGGGGACCUCGGCGGCCCCGCUGGCCCGCCCCGCCCCGCCCCCGGGAUCUCCGGCCCGGCGGGCCCCACAGCCCUCCUCCCGCCCCCCGCCCCGGGGACCUCGGCGGGCCCACAGGCCCGCCCGCCCCGCGGACUUCGGCGGGCACUGGCCCGCCCCGCCCCCCCCCCCCCCCCCCGACCUCUCCCCGCGGGCACUGGCGCGCCCAGGCGGGCCCACGUGGGGUACCUCGCCCCGCACCUGGUCCCGCCCAUCCCGCCCCACUGGCCCGCCCGGGGCCCCGGGGACCUCGGCGGGCCCACUGCCCGCGGCCCGCUAGGGACCUCGGCGUACCUCCUGGCCCGCCUGACCCCGGGGACCUCGGCGAUACCUCCUGGCCCGCCCGCCCUGGGAUUCUCGGUGGCCUCGUGGCUCGCCCGCCCCUGGGCGGUUCGGCGGGCAAAGACACUUACCCUUUGCUUAGUCUUAGAACCAGAAUAUGCCACUGA
Macrobrachium nipponense is the source of this 2469-nucleotide messenger RNA. RefSeq names its product basic proline-rich protein-like. The coding region runs from base 1 to 2469 and encodes 822 amino acids. NCBI's taxonomy places the organism in Eukaryota, Metazoa, Arthropoda, Malacostraca, Decapoda, Palaemonidae. The transcript is spliced from 3 exons. The record is from RefSeq and is a predicted model, not a curated record.